AGGAAGCGUAUAACUACAGAGCGCUCUAAAUCCUGUAAUAGGUUUAUCAGGAGCGAUAUUUUCGUUUUACUGAGUUCUUCAACACUUAUCAGUGUGUAGUUUAGAAAUACUGCAGGGCUACACUCAGUGCAAGAUGUUUGCCGGCUUGCCUGAGCUCGGGAUUUCUAAUGGCGAAGAUCUGAAGGAAACUUUGACGAACUGCACAGAGCCUCUGAAAGCUAUUGACCAGUUUCAGAUGGAGAACGGCAUAUUGUUGCCGACGCUGCAGUCUGCGCUUCCUUUCCUCGAUCUUCACGGCACUCCUCGGCUGGAGUUUCAUCAGUCGGUGUUUGACGAGCUCCGGGAGAAGCUAAUGGAACGAGUCGCUUUCAUUGCUGAAGGCAAAGACGAGGACAGAUACCACAAAUUGGAGGAGCUUCUUGAGAAGAGCUUCCCGCUGGUCAAGAUGCCCUCCAUUCAGCCUGUCGUGAUGCAGGUUAUGAAACACUUACCAAAGGUGCCGGAGAAGAAGCUGAAGCAGGUGAUGGCUGAUAAGGAGCUGUAUAAAGUCUGUGCAGUGGAGGUAAAGCGGCAGAUCUGGCAGGAUAACCAGGCUCUGUUUGGUGAUGAGGUCUCUCCUUUGCUGAAGCAGUACAUCGUGGAGAAGGAGGCCGCGCUCUUCAGCAGCGAUCUCUCCAUCCUGCAUAACUUUUUCAGUCCUUCUCCUAAAACCCGGCGGCAGGGAGAGGUUGUACAGAAGCUCACUCAGAUGAUCGGGAAGAAUGUGAAACUGUACGAUAUGGUGCUGCAGUUCCUAAGGACGCUUUUCCUGCGCACGCGAAACGUGCACUACUGUACCCUACGCGCCGAGCUCCUCAUGUCCCUGCACGAUCUGGACGUCAGCGAGAUCUGCUCCGUCGAUCCCUGCCACAAGUUCACUUGGUGCUUGGACGCCUGCAUCAGGGAAAAGUUUGUUGAUGCCAAACGAGCCCGAGAGCUGCAGGGUUUCUUGGACAGUAUGAAGAAAGGACAGGAGCAAGUGCUCGGGGAUCUCUCGAUGAUCCUGUGUGACCCAUUUGCCAGUAACACGCUCGUGCUGAGCACCGUGAGGAACCUGCAGGAGCUACUCAGCCAGGACGCCUUGCCCAGAGACAGUCCAGACCUGCUGCUGCUCCUCAGGAUGCUGUGUCUUGGUCAAGGAGCCUGGGACAUGAUUGACAGCCAGGUUUUCAAAGAGCCACGCCUGGAAUUGGAAGUUGUUACACGUUUCCUGCCUGCCAUGAUGUCGAUCGUGGUGGAUGAUUACACAUUCAAUGUCGAACAGAAGCUCCCCAGUGAAGAGAAGAGCUCCCCGACCUACCCCAGCACCCUGCCUGACACUUUUACCAGAUAUCUGCAGGAAAACAGAGUUGCGUGUGAGAUGGGUCUGUAUUAUGUACUCCAUAUUGCUAAGCAGAGGAAUAAGAAUGCCCUGCAGAGGUUGCUCCCUUCUUUAGUGGAGACGUACAAUGACAUGGCAUUCGGAGACAUUUUCCUUCAUCUCCUUACUGGCCAUCUGACCCUUCUGAGUGAUGAGUUCGGUACUGAAGAAUUCUGCACGUCCGUUUUCGACAACUUCCUCCUCACGUCCUCUUCCAGCAAGGAGAAUGUGCAUAGACACACCCUCCGCUUGUUGAACCAUCUCCACCAGAAAGUGCACUCGUCUUCCAUGGAAGCACUGCUGAAAACGCUUGAGCCACCCAAACAGAGCAGUGAGCCGGUAAAAGAGCUCUACACACAGCUGGUGGAAAAGAUCGAGGCAUCGAAACGGAGUCCACCCGAACCCGAGGAAGCUCCGACCCUGGACCUGGGCCUGCACCCGGUCACCGUCCCCAGCACGCCCACCACUCCUCUCUGAGACAGAGAUCCUGCAGUCGCAUAGAGACGGGUGGAGGCGCAGCUGUAUUUCAGUAGUGUGUUUUGUAUCAUUUUUAAAAACAUGAUCUUGGUUCAGAGUGGCACCUUUAAAAGCUAGUGCUCGUUUUGUUACAACUGAGUAUUUUUUUUUUUUUUUGACCAAUUGUUUUUUAUUUUAUAAUGAUGCACAUAUUCAUAAUCAACACAAAUACAGAGUUAUAACACUUCACACCCACCCCACCCCACCCCAACCCAGUGGUGAGCAUCUGUAAUCUUACAUGUUAUAUAAACAUUUAAAGUACAUUGGUAUACAAGUGUAUAGAAACGAAACAUAUUUUCCAGCAAAAAAGUAAAUAAAUUAAAAAAAAAAGGGGAAAAAAAAAAAAAAGUUACAGAGCAACUGUACACAGCACCUUAAACAUGAGUAUCAGAAAUAAAGGUUUUGACCUCAUCAAAAGCACGGUUCCACCUCUUUAGAGUUUGCGAUCUGGCACCAUGUAUACGGGCUGUUGAGAGUUCCAUAGAUAUAAUAUCAAGUAAACUUAGAGCCCAUAGACGUCUACACAUAACAUGUGGGGGGUUCCAUCGGCUGAUUAACAAUUUUUUGGCUGCGGUAAAAGCAGCCAAAAGUAGGCUGCUCUGGAAAAGCGUCAGUGAGAGGUUGGAAUAAUCAUUUAGAAAAAAUAGACUUGGAGUUAUAAUAAUAUCUGUGUCUAUCAGAGUUGAAAUAUCAACAGAUAGCCAUUGCCAGAAAGGUACCAGUGCUGAGCAUUCCCAAAAAAAAUGUAAAAACGUUCCAGUUUUUCCAUCUGAACACAAAGUACAAUUAGGUGAGGUAGUGAGACGCAUAUGAAAUCGCUUAAGUGGUGUUAAAUAUACUCUGUGUGCUAGUUUCCAAUGAAUCAUUUGAUGAUUAGGAUUCUUAGAUGACAUAAUGAUUGUCUCCCAUGUCUGAUCAGAAAAGAUAUCUUUCAGGUCACAUUCUAAAUCUUUUGACCAAACUGCUACAACUCCAAGAGGCUUGUAUAACUUCUUCAUCAGAAAGGAGUAAAUAGAUGAAGCAGAAGAAGGGAUGAAGUCAUUGAAAUAUAUAACAUUGCGAAUACUAUGCACUGGUAAUUUUGUGUCAAGAGGAACACCAAGAGCAUUAAGAGCUGAUCUGAUGCGUAAGUAUAAGUAGAAAGUAGAGGCCGGUAUAUUGUAUUUCGACUUCAGGUCCUGAAACGUUCUUAAGCCUUUGUCAUCAUACAGGUCUCCAAGAAUUGUGAUGUUGCACUCUGACCAUUGAGGAGAUCUAAAUGGGGUACUCCCAGACAGAAGCCCAUUAUUAUUAAAAAGUGGAAAGUGAUGAUGCCAUUUUGAUAUAGAUCCUGUUUGUCUUUCUACAGCCUUCCAAGUGGAUAACAAAUGGGUUAUGAUUGGACCAAAACGAAGGGUGCAUUGCCGAGUAGGAACAUUGCAAAAAACCAAAUCUCUUAAAUUAUAGGGGGUGACCAUUGACUCUUCAAUAGCUCUCCAUGCCACAUUUUUAUUUAAAUUAAACCAGACUGAUAUGGGGCGCAACACAAAUGCUUGGGCAUAAACUUUAAAGUCAGGAAAAGAUAAACCUCCAUCCUCCCUAGAGCGUUGCAUAGUGGACAGCCUAAUCCUAGCACGUUUCCCAUUCCAGAUAUAUUUCCUUAGAAUGGAGUUGAGGUGGUCCCAAAAGUGUGCAGGGGGUGGUAAGGGUAUCAUUGCACUAUAAAAAUUAACCCGUGGCAAAACGUUCAUUUUAACUACAGAAAUUCGUGCAUAUAAUGACUUAGGCAAACAUGACCAGUUUGAUAAAUCUGUACUGACUUCAGAAAGAAUUUUUUUGAAGUUUUUGCUUGCAAUAUCAUGCAAUGAGGGGUAUAUGUCUAUCCCUAAAUAUUUAAAUGAUGUUACGGUAGGUGCGGUGCUAGGAAGAAGCAAGGAGACAGGGUCAAAAUUUAAGGGAAGAAAACAAGAUUUGUCCCAAUUUAUCUUAUAACCUGAAAGAUCACUGAAAUGAUUAAACAAUGACAGAAUAUGAGGCACUGACGAAACAGGGUCAUUUACAAACAAAAGAAUAUCAUCAGCAUACAAAGAGAUAUGAUGAGAUGUAUUUCUUACAUUAAUCGGUAGAAUUUGCUCUGAUUGACGGACAGCCUGAGCUAAAGGUUCUAAUGACAAAGCAAAUAACAAUGGUGAAAGUGGGCAGCCCUGACGCGUACCCCUUCCCAAAGAAAAAGAACGUGAGCAUAAUUGUCCAGUUAACACAGAUGCUUUAGGAUUACAAUAUAGUACUUUGAUCAUGUUAAUAAAGUCAGGGCCUAAGCCCAUAUGCUCAAGAACGGACCAUAAAUAAUUAAAUUCCAAACGAUCAAAUGCUUUCAUUGCAUCUAGAGAGAACACUGCACAAGGACUAACUGAUUGAUCAGCAGAAUAAAUGAUGUGUAAAAGACGGCGGAUGUUGUCAGAUGCUGAACGUGAUCUAAUAAAACCAGUCUGAUCUUCAUGAACCAACUUGGUAAUCACCGACUCCAAGCGUCGUGACAAUACUUUGGCAUAGAGUUUAAUAUCUGCUCCAAUCAGAGAGAUUGGGCGAUAAUUAACACAAGAGGUUGGGUCCUUAUCUUUUUUCAACAGCAGAGAUAUAAUAGAUGUGUUAAUGUCCUGUCUGAAAGAUCCAUGUUUAAUUGAAUGAUUUAUCAUAUCUAAUAAUAGAGGACCAAGCUCUGUCCAGAAGGUUGAAUAUAAUUCUGUUGGAAUGCCAUCCAGUCCUGGCGAUUUACCUUUAUUCAUACAUUUCAGUGAUUCUUUCAGUUCUUGAAGAGUAAUUGGUUGACCUAAGGACUCUGACUCCUCGGUAGAUAAAGUAGGUAAAUUAAGGGAAGAAAAAAAAGAAGACAGCGUUGCAUUGUCACAUGUAGAUUCAGAAGUAUAUAGAGUAGAAUAGAAAGAUUGGAAAGUGUCAUUGAUAUUUUGUGGGUCAGUAGUAAGCUCACCAGAAGGCAGCCGUAUUGCAGGUAUAUUUGCAAACUUCUCAUUAUUACGCAAUUGCAGGGCUAGAAGAUGGCUUGGCCUGCUCCCAUUAAAGUAGUAAUUUUGUCUGGUCCUUUGAAUAAGAAACUCUGCUUUCACUUUAAGUAACUGGUUUAAUUCAGUUUUUAAUAUUUUAAUUUUAGUGGCUGUUUGGUUGGAGAAUGAAGCCUGAUUUGCUGCCUCUAGUAUUAUUAGCUGGGACUCUAGAUCAGCUAUUCUCUUCAUUCUGGAUUUUUUAAGAUGUGACGCAAAGGAAAUAGAGAAACUACGGAUGAAGCCCUUGACUGCAUCCCAGAGUAUGCGGGGAUCCGCCACUGUCCCUUGAUUAAUGCUAAUAAACUCCAAUAGCCCAUUUUUAAAAGACUUACAAAAGUUUUCAUCACGAAGUAGCGUCGAAUUAAACCGCCAUCGUGAAGCACGUGGAGGUUGAUUAACUAAUUUGAGGUUGAUUACAUUGCUAUCAUGGUCAGAUAGAGACAUGGGGCAAAUAUCUGAGCAAAGACAGGAUGAGGAAAGAGAACAGGACACAAAUAUGAAGUCGAUCCUGGAAUACGAUUUGUGCCUUGAAGAAUAGAAUGUAUAUGCCUUGGCAGUGGCAUUAAGAAAACGCCAUGAAUCUACCAGAGACAGUGCAGAAAUACAGCUUCUGAGUUUAUCAGUGCAUGCUGCUUGUAAAUGAGUUUCACUUUCUCCUGACCUGUCCUCAUCAUGAGACAUGACCGCAUUCAUAUCUGCCCCCAUCACAAUCUCAUAGCCCGCCAUAUUGAGAAGAUAGUUUGUGAGCUUUGAGAAGAAUGCAGGAUCAUAUGUGGAAGGAGCAUAAACAGAUAGAAAGGCCAACUUCCUGUUUCCCACCAAAGCCUUAACAUGAGUCACUCUGCCAUCAGUAUCAUUGUCAUGCUCAAUAAUAUCUAUACCCAAAUUCCUUCGUAGUAGUAUCAUAACACCUUUCGUUUUAUCAGUGGCACUAGAAGCAGAAAUUACUUUGUAAAAUUUAUUGUUACAUCUAUGAACAUCAUCUUUUCUGAGAUGGGUUUCCUGAAUCAAAGCUAAAUCUAUCUUUCUCCUUUUUAACAGUUCUAGACAACAUGCACGUUUAUGAGGUCCAUUCAAACCAUUCACAUUCCAACUCAAAAUAUUUAGGUUAGUCAUAACUGUCAAAUACUUGCAAUGAAGCAAAAAGUAAAGACAAACAAUGUAAAUUUCCUUCAUGAUGCUCACCACUAUCCCACCCCCCUCCCACCCCUGGGUCAAAGAACAUAACCCCAUAUCUAACAGGGUCCCUCAACCCAACGCAGAGUGGGUAUAGAACAAGCCCACGUCUGCCAUGUUCCCUUACAUAAAUCCGUGACAUCAGUAAUGGAUCGCACACUAGGUGCCGACACAAGCCCUUAUAAUGAAAACCAAAAACUAAAUAGCUUAAUAAAGUCUUAAGCAUAUAUUGUGCAUUGUGGAAUUAAAUGAGGGUUCAUAAGAAUGUAAACAAAAUUCACCUAUUCUCCUAUUUUACUGGAGGAAGUGACAAGAAAAGACACUGUCCCAAAUAUAAUUAAGCUCUGUUGGUGCGUUACAUCCUACAACAUCGCCAUAACCAACGAGUCAAUCAUUUUGACUGUAAGUCAGGGUAGUAUGUAGAUAUACACAAAAAUGCGUGCACGAAACUUACAGUGUCCCAUAUAAAACAAAGUCGCAUCAUUCCGUGUCGCUCUCAACAAUGGGCUGGAAUUCUGUCAGUGAGUCGCAAAAAGCACUGGCCUCCUCUGGCGUUUGGAAAAAUUUCGUUUCCCCUCCUUUCAAAGUCACCUUGAGAGUUGCCGGAUACUGGAGGAAAAUUUGGCACCCCUUUCUCUUAAGCUCCCUCUUCACUGUGGUGAAUGCAGACCGUUGCUUCGCAGUAGCGGGCGAGUAGUCAGGGAAAAUACUGAGGGUUGUCUCACCAUCGUCCAUCUGAAUGGUCCCUUGGUCCCUAGCUGCUCGGAGAAUCAUGUCUCGAUCAGUGUAGCGGAGAAGUUUGAAGAUGAACACUCGGGGUCUCUCAGGCCUCUUAAUCUGCGGUGUUUUAGAGUUGCGUUUAGGAGGAUUUGAAUAAAUGCGAUGGGCUCUUUCGAUUUCAAUGUUUUUGUCCUUCAAAGAAGGAAACCAGACUGGCAACGACCGCUUGAGAAAGCCCACUGGAUCGUCUUUUUCCAAGCCUUCGGGUAGACCAAUUAAACGGAGAUUGUUGCGUCGGCUACGGUCUUGCAGCUCAACAAGUUGUCGCUCAAUAGUAUCUAGACGCUUAUCAUGACUGUGCAGAAUUUUUUUCUGGUCUCUUUGCUCACCAGACAGCGCGUCGAUUUUCGAGCACAUAGUCGCCAUAUGUGUCGAUAGCUCACUUCUCAUCGUAGCCAUUUCGGAUUUCAGAAUACACUCCAGUCUUUCCAUAGCGUCCUCCAUGCUAGCACUUGCUGGCUUAGCCCGACCGUCCGCUGGCUUUGCUUUCCUCUUUUGAGAGGUGGAAGACGGAGUUAAAGUCAACUGCUUGCGCGCCACGGACAUUUAGAAAUGUUAACAGACGAAAAUUAAGUGGUGUAUUCAGAUAUAAGCCGGAUAAAUACUGAAAAUAGGGCCUGAUGUCAGGAGCUCCCUCAACACGCGUGCAGCUCCAUCAGCGCGUCACGUGAUCUCCAGCACAACUGAGUAUUUUAAAGUACGGUCUUGUAUAAUUGUUGUAUUAGUUAAACAUGAUUCUAUAUGUACAGUACUGUUGUGACUGACUGUAUGUUGUAUGGAUUGUUUCUAACCAAGCCGAGCUGUAAAUAAAAUUAUUUAGUACGGGAUUUUUUUUUUUCUUUCAAGUCUUCUGAUUGUGGCUUUUUUUUUUUUUAUUUUAACAUCUGUUAUCACCCUUUAAAUCUGACAUUUCUGGCAGACAACACCUUCCUGAUAACAGCUGAGGAAGUUAAACUGAUCUGUAAAUUUUGGGCUCUUUUUAUGUUAUUUUACUUUUUAAUUAAUUGUGUACAGAUAAAUUCUGACAGAAGACCAUUGGCAAACAUGUUCCCCUGUAAAACUCAUUCCUGUUGCUCAAUCAGAAGCAA
Messenger RNA from Neoarius graeffei (lesser salmon catfish), 8000 nucleotides. RefSeq names its product negative elongation factor complex member B (gene nelfb). The record is from RefSeq and is a predicted model, not a curated record. Gene Ontology annotation, biological process: negative regulation of transcription elongation by RNA polymerase II. Gene Ontology annotation, cellular component: NELF complex; nucleus. The transcript is spliced from 13 exons. Bases 134 to 1876 code for a protein of 580 amino acids. Lineage: Eukaryota; Metazoa; Chordata; Actinopteri; Siluriformes; Ariidae.